CUGAUAGUUGAUAUUGAAAUACACAAUAUAAGAACUGGAGAAAUUACAUUAAUGUAUGUUGGUCUGUUUUUAAAGAUAUUAAAAUCAGGCUUCUAGCAAAGUGAUAUCUAGCACUUUUGAGAGCUGACCAAGAUCUAAAGCUAGCAUUGCAGCUGUUUGGCCGCUUGUGUUUCGUAAACGACGAACAUCUUGCUCUACCGUUGUAGGUAAGCGACCUAACCCCAUAGCAGAUGCUGUAUCGUGCACUUGUGAAGGGAAUUGAUGUUCGGUUAAUGUCGAAGAAAGCCAUAAAAGCAACCAGAUAGCCCCUUCGUGGCCACCCUCAACGGCCAAGUGAAGACCGCUUGUCAUAUUAGACAGCGGGUCUUGAUAGCGAACAAUAGACCCAAUGUCUGCAACUUCAGAAUCUGCGUGGAUUAGAAGCUCGAUUAAGCCAUCAAUGUCGCCUUCGGCGCACAUGACGCUGAACGCUCUGGCAGGUAACGCUUCUGGGUGUUCUUGAACGUAUGCUUCUUCAUUCAACGAAGCCCAUAAUGGCAGGUUAGAUUGAAGGCCACCUUCAUUUAAGUAUUCGACAUAUAUUUCAGGGGUGCUGCUGGACGAGCUUGCUGUUGCUCCAGAGCCCGCUGCCCCUACAUGUACAUCGCAAGACGGGCAUUUUAAAGACUGUACAACAGACGAUGCCUCGUCCAUUAGACAUUGCCUAAAGAAUGGAUGUUUCGUAUCAGUACAGGCCAUCAAUACGGUAGUCUUCCAAAGAAAUUUGCGGUGUUAGCUUGUGCUAAGACAUACCAAUGAAAGUGACAAUGGCAAAUCAGCUCUACAUCGUCUGGGAUUUCUUCGCUAGAAACAGCACUGCCAUCUUCAAUAUCAACUUCACUCUCUAAGAAGAGCUUUUGAUCGCAAGCACUACAAAUAGCCAUCUUUGAUUUCCCCCCUUUGGUUUAAAAAAAAAAUCAGAGUCUGGCGUGUUCGUCCCGGUGUUUAGUGUCGACACCACGAGACUGACUUGGCUGACAGAAAAAUUGGUUGCAAGUGUUGGCCCCACACCAGUGUCGAAACUUGGAGAGGCUGCAGUAAGAAGCUAACCAGUUAGCUACAUUGUCCUUCAUUCAUAUUAGCAGGCGUAUUCAGAAAAGGCAGCUAUAAAUAGUUUGCCGUCUGAUAUAUCACUUCCAGACGGUACAGAACACUGGAGGAGGCGCAACUAGGUGCCUGGCACUCGGUGUCGCCGGAUGUAGAAGCCAACUUCGCCAACAGCCACAGUGACGUACCCUCAUCCGCCGCGCGUAAAACCUGCCCCACUACCUCACACCCCGCCUCGUGAGAACAGGAGCCGCCUCCUUUCCCUUAGCACCAUCAAGAGUCUCUUGCUUCCUUUUAAAUCGGAUAAUCAUACGUCAAAGACCACAGGGAACGCCUUGCGACAAUCUUCAGGACCAUUACAUUAGCUAAAUCGUCUACCAUACGGUAACCCCAGCGCUCGACGGAUAUCCAGUGCGCUCAUCAUGAAUGUCCUCAAGCUCCAGAGGAAAUUUCCUCAAUUCCCUCAAAAUGAGAUCUUCACCCUAUCGGAUGCAUUCCAGCGACUAGACGUUGAUGAUAAAGGCUACCUCGACGAGGCCACCGCGAUCAAGGCAACGCAGCAGAGUGAAAAUUUGCCCUACGAUGUUGUUAGACAGGCCCUCAAACAAGUGGAACUCGAUUCAUCUCGUCGAGUAGAGCUGGAAGACUAUGUUGGCCUCAUCGCCAAACUGCGAGAUGCGCCAGCGCCCCAGAGCCAAGCGCCCUCUGCUACCACGAAACCCGCUCCUCCUAGUGUUGUUUCCCAACGCACCGGUAGCCAUUCUUCGAAGCCAAGUGUAGGCGGCAAAAUUCAAGUCCAAGGAUCCAGUGCAAACAUCACACACACUAUUAACGAAGACGAACGAACGGAAUUUACUCGCCAUAUCAAUGCGGUUCUGGCUGGAGAUGUCGACAUUGGCUCUCGUUUACCUUUUCCCACCGACACAUUCGAAAUGUUUGACGAGUGCAAAGAUGGCUUAGUCCUCGCCAAGCUCAUCAACGACAGUGUCCCUGAUACUAUCGACGAGCGUGUACUCAAUCGCCCUGGAAAGAAGAUCAAAGCACUUAAUGCCUUCCAGAUGAGUGAAAACAACAACAUCGUUAUCGAAUCCUGCAAAGGCAUUGGUUGUUCCGUGGUCAAUAUCGGAGCCGGCGACAUUAUCGAAGUCCGAGAGCACCUUAUUCUCGGCCUGAUUUGGCAAAUCAUCCGUCGCGGUCUGCUGAGCAAGAUUGAUAUCAAAUUGCAUCCUGAGCUUUAUCGUUUGCUGGACGAAGAUGAGACGUUGGAACAGUUCCUCAGACUUCCACCAGAGCAGAUUCUGCUCCGUUGGUUCAACUACCACCUCAAGGCCGCAGGUUGGGCAAGACGCGUCAACAACUUCUCAUCCGACGUAAAGGAUGGCGAAAACUACACAGUCCUACUAGCUCAAAUUGGCAGCGAAUAUGGAUGCACUAGGGCUGCUCUGCAAACACGCGACUUACAUGAGAGAGCUGAAGAGGUACUUUGCGAGGCAGACAAACUCGGAUGUCGCAAAUUUUUGAGCCCUACAUCGCUUGUAGCUGGAAACCCCAAACUGAACCUCGCCUUCGUCGCAAACUUGUUCAACAACCACCCGGCCCUGGAUCCUAUCACCGAAGAAGAGAAACUUGAGGUUGAAGAUUUCGACGCAGAAGGUGAGCGAGAGGCGAGAGUUUUCACCCUCUGGCUCAAUAGUCUGGACGUACAGCCUGCUGUGGUGUCGUUUUUCGAUGACUUGAGAGAUGGCAACAUCCUUCUUCAAGCUUACGACAAGGUCAUCCUGGGUUCGGUCAACUGGCGUCAUGUCAACAAGCCUCCAGCCCAUGGAGGCGAAGUUUCAAGAUUCAAGGCCGUUGAAAACACCAAUUACGCUAUCGAAUUAGGCAAGCAGAUUGGGUUCUCCUUGGUCGGAAUUCAAGGUGCAGAUAUCACCGAUGGCCAAAGAACUUUAACACUCGGUCUCGUCUGGCAGCUUAUGAGAAAGAAUAUCACCGUUACUUUGUCAUCCCUUGCUCAAAAGCUUGGCAAGCGCGAAAUCACAGACGCGGAAAUGGUACGAUGGGCCAAUGACAUGUCCAAGCAAGGUGGAAAGUCAUCGGCUAUUCGAUCGUUCAAAGAUCCAUCUAUCGGAUCCGGAAUCUUUUUACUGGAUGUUUUGAAUGGAAUUAAGAGCAGCUAUGUCGAUUACGACCUUGUCACGGUCGGACGAACAGAUGAGGAAGCGUACAUGAACGCAAAGCUUAGCAUCAGCAUAGCGCGAAAGCUUGGUGCCACGAUCUGGCUUGUCCCUGAAGAUAUCUGCCAAGUUCGUAGUCGCCUUGUGACUACAUUCAUCGGCUCACUAAUGGCAGCGCAUGAAAAGAUGUAAAUAGAAAAACACCUACUAUAGCCGUCCGGAUAAUUAGCUAGUAAAACAUUCUCUUUAGGAAUUAUAUAAAAGGAUUUUGCUGCAUGAAAUUAAAUAUCAGAAAAACAUUGUCUUC
[Torrubiella] hemipterigena is the source of this 3567-nucleotide messenger RNA. The record is from the annotation of a GenBank genome assembly. NCBI's taxonomy places the organism in Eukaryota, Fungi, Ascomycota, Sordariomycetes, Hypocreales, Clavicipitaceae.